GCACACAGUUGCUGUUAACAUGAUUUCAAUUAAGUUUCUCAUCUCCUUGAAAGUAUCUCUGGUUUUAGGAGCUGAUUGGUUUGGCACCUAGCCAGUGCAAAGCCGGUUCAUCGGAAGUUAGCGAGAAGGUUAAUUUCGAAGCUAGGUCUCAAACUCCUUCCUGCUAACUACAUAAAAACAUAACGUGGAAUGUGUACUUUACAAUUUUUGAAAAUAUACUUUUGAAACGUUGAAGGGUGUUGGUGAUGUCAGUGGACAGUACGAUCACUUGAGGAUAAAGUUAGCGUUUCCCUUUUCUCCUCCUGUCCUGGCGUCCACGGUUGCUCCGGCCCUGGCAGCGAUGGCCGACUCUACAGUGGUCAGCGACCAGCAGCCGCCCGGGUCCGGUCAGACUACUCCUUCCAGAGGACCGUACAUCACGGUGAUCACAAACAGAAACGCCAAUCUGGGGAUCCGCGGGUUCAUGCUGUUCUCUAUAGGAGUGUUCUUGGCUUUGGUGCUCAAUCUGCUGCAGGUACAGAGGAACGUCACUCUGUUCCCCCCUGAUGUCAUCAGUAGCAUCUUCUCAUCAGCCUGGUGGGUGCCGCCCUGCUGUGGAACCGCCUCGGCAAUGAUCGGUCUGUUGUAUCCAUGCAUUGACAGUAGGCUCGGCGAGCCCCACAAGUUCAAGCGGGAGUGGUCCAGUGUGAUGCGCUGUGUGGCCGUGUUCGUUGGCAUCAACCAUGCCAGCGCUAAAGUGGACUUUGCGAACAACGUGCAGCUGUCCCUGACGCUGGCGGCCCUGUCCAUCGGCCUGUGGUGGACAUUUGACCGGUCUCGCUCCGGCUUUGGCCUGGGGGUGGUCAUCGCCCUGCUGGCCACUCUGUCCACUCAGCUCCUGGUCUACAACGGAGUCUUUCAGUAUACCUCUCCAGAUUUCCUGUACAUUCGCUCCUGGUUGCCUUGCAUCUUCUUCGCUGGUGUGAUAACCAUGGGGAACAUAGGACGGCAGCUAGCCCUGAAGUCUUGUAACAUUGAACCAGGAAGGACCUCCGCAUUAGACCAACCCUUUGUGUGAACCACGGAUACCAUGGCCUAGCUAGCUGAUUCAGAACAGGGACGGAACUAGACCAACCGUGGCUGCUACUGCUGCAUAGGUAACAGAUAUUCCUACUGCAAAUAAUUCCUACCCUUCAGAACACACAUAUAACAAUCUGUUCCAGCUGCAGACGUACCAGUCUCUCUCACUGGAGUGUGUAAACGAUCUCAGAGCACAUGGUCUUUUCCUCCUCCGGUAAUGCCAGCCUUACACAGGCGGGUGCCUCCAGAUUGACAGGUAGCUCUUCUCUGCGACACUCGGCUUCUCAUAUACAGAGUUAAAGCCGUGAGCACGAGGUGCGGUGUGCAGCCUGUGUCUCCUGUGAGAUGCUCUCACUUUUUCUGACACCCCCGAUUAGAAGGCAAACCUGCGUGGAGAGAAUGCCUUUCUAACUGGCACAGUGUUUGUGUGUGUGUGGGUGUGUGUGUGUGUGUGCGUGCAUGCGUGGGUGUGUGUGGUGCUGUGAGGUGGAAACACAGCUCUUUUGUUAUGGGGUCCGUGGUGCAGGUUGGUUACAUGACUACCUGAGGAGGAACGAUGUACAGGCUGACAGGCAAACAGUGUUACUUCCUUUUCAGAGCUUCCUUUCGAAAUAGGAGUAAAUAACUGGGUGCCACACGAUGAAGCAUAUCUGAAGAUUUGUCCUAAAUAUACUGACACAUAAUACAUAGAAGUAUGACUGUCAGUCUGCUAUUGCGUCAAUGUAAUUACUCUAAUCACUUUUGUCCCUAUAAUAAUACAAAGAAAAGACACCUCCACGUCAUAGAUGCUUAGUGCUAAAUUCCAAACCGACCCCCAGCCCUUACACCCAUAGGCACUACUUUAGACCUGAAAGGAGUGGAUAGAAAUCAACAUUGUAGUAAUAGCAUCAUUUUACCUUCUGAUUGGCUUGGUAGAAAUGCCACCAUGCUGCUUCCACCUAUUUAAUCCUCCCAGAUCUAUGUUUGUUGGUGAAACAAUGAAAUGUUGUCACGAUCCAACCAUAUGAAUUGAGCUAAAUUAUAAUUUCACAAUGCAUGGUUAAAAAUCUUUCAUAAAUAUGACAACGCUAGGGAUGGGGGUAUAUGAGCAGGUGGGUCUGGGCAGAUGAGAUGUAGGAAUUGUUUGUGUGUCUGUAAAUUGUCGUUCGUAUAUAUACGUUUUGUUCUUGGAAUGUAAAAAAAUAUAUAUAUUAUAUAAAAAUGAAAUGUAACACAGACAAUGUACCCACUGUAUGUUAAUGUUGCAGCUCCAAAUGUCUACAUCAUUCUAGUGUAAUAUCUAAAUGUAUUCUCUGCACACAUAUAGGACACAUGGCACAAUAAGCACAUGAUCAUAACCUAGAAUACAUUUGAUGACUUUU
Molecule: messenger RNA, 2420 nt
Organism: Oncorhynchus nerka (sockeye salmon)
Lineage: Eukaryota; Metazoa; Chordata; Actinopteri; Salmoniformes; Salmonidae
Product: insulin-induced gene 2 protein-like
Exons: 7
Coding region: 341-1057 (238 amino acids)
Biological process (GO): SREBP signaling pathway; cholesterol biosynthetic process; SREBP-SCAP complex retention in endoplasmic reticulum
Cellular component (GO): SREBP-SCAP-Insig complex; endoplasmic reticulum
Source: RefSeq, a predicted model, not a curated record